Kickxella alabastrina is the source of this 6678-nucleotide messenger RNA. RefSeq lists its product as uncharacterized. Bases 1 to 6678 code for a protein of 2225 amino acids. The record is from RefSeq and is a predicted model, not a curated record. Gene Ontology annotation, biological process: translation; transmembrane transport. Gene Ontology annotation, molecular function: ATP binding; glutaminyl-tRNA synthase (glutamine-hydrolyzing) activity; ATP hydrolysis activity. Lineage: Eukaryota; Fungi; Kickxellomycota; Kickxellomycetes; Kickxellales; Kickxellaceae. Gene Ontology annotation, cellular component: glutamyl-tRNA(Gln) amidotransferase complex; membrane. The transcript is spliced from 13 exons.
AUGACUGCGCACAUUGUAACAAAUCCCGCGAACUUGAGCACUGCAGAGUUCCUGAAGGACCGCUCUUCCUCGUCUUCUGACAGCCUGGCGACGGGCAUAGGCGAAUCUCUGGUUCAGAAUAUGCGUCGGGGGUACCAUGUCCACUGUCUGUUCGCUACAGGCAGUGAGCGGAGGAGCAUCUUUAACGCAAAGGAGCGGCGGGUGGUGUUCCUUGUAUUGAUGAUGCGCCAAGCUGUCAUGGACAAGGUUUUUGGAAGCUUUUUGGGGGUCAGAGGCAGCGGUGGCGCUAUUGCCGUUGCCACUGCAGCCACAAUUGCUAGCGCCAUAAGCUCACCCAUCGUAGAUGGCGGACUUCCAUCCCGCGUCCGUCCUGACACGGUGAACUCCCGCAAUUGCCCCUCACUGGUGGUACACAUCACUAUGGCGGCAAAGGUCGUGCUCGGACCAUCCUCCUUAACCACCGUCGGCGUGUCCCCCAUUGCCUGCCAGAUGGUAUCGCGGACUCGUGCAUCUGUGGCUGUAGAAGUGCUCUCUCCAAACAUUCGCGCGGUGAGCCCGAGUCGUCCGGUUGACCUCACGGUAUGCUUCCAACACGGCGCCUUAGGCGUUGGUCUAAACGCAGCAUUCAUUGUGGCUGCCUCCGUGCGCCUGAGAAAUCUUCAAAGGGCGCCGCGUUUUGAAUCAGCCGUAUUUUCCUUUACCUCGCUUACAGUCAAGCUGAUUUUAGCCGGAGUUGCUCUGUUGGUAUCCACGGUACAGCUGUUUUCCCUGUUUGGUAUGUACCAUCAACUGGAUGUUUUUGUCAUUUCACUCGCACUGCAGACCGCUACAAUGGGCUUGGCCCUGCAUUUGCAUUACAGAGAGCAUCUGUUUGAUUGCGCUGCUUCUACUCCAUUGCUUCUGUUCUGGCUGGGCACUAUUAUUCUGGGGCUGGUUCGUCUACGCACGUUUGUGGCCACUGGUCUUAUUGGCGACAACUCGAGUCUCGUUAUUGGAACUUUUGUGCACUUAUUGGCUGCACUGGGCACGUUUGCCAUGGAGUGCCGGACCAAGCCCAACGGAAUUUACAUUAUGUCAGAUGAUUGCGACAACGACAACAAUGAUGGUAUUGGAGGGCGUGGGUUUCGAACACCUGAGAAGCGCGCAAAUAUAUUCUCGCGAAUGGUGUUUGCCUGGAUGACACCGCUGCUCAAGACAGGAUAUCGCAGACCGCUGAAAAUGGACGAUCUUUUCGGACUCGACACUGAGUACUAUCCAGCUUGGAUGCUCGCCGGUCUGACUGAUUUGCUGGCAAACCUUGUAUCCCUGCUCAACCCGAUCCUGCUCUCGCGCCUGAUUGGAUUCGUCAGCAAGUACGGCAGCGCAGAGGCUGAGCCUAUCGAGUACGGAUACUUUUACGCUUUCUCCGUGUUUUUUGUAUCUGCCUUGCAGUCACAGAUCCUGUCCGUAUGUUGGGCCCAGAGUCAGCGCAUCAAAUGCCAGAUGCAGUCCGGGUUUUCUGCAGUUCUUUACCACAAAUCAAUCAAGCUGUCGAAUGAAAGCCGGCAAAAGUACGAUAUGGGCGGAGUUGUCAUGCACAUGACAGUCGACGCGAAGCGUAUUCUGAACUUUGUCGGGAAUCACAUGCUCGCCGGAGUCGCCAUUAUGCUGAUCAGCAUCGCAACAUCGUCUGGUCUUAGCCGCAGAAUGCAGUCAUUGAAUACGCUACUGAUGGGGUAUCGCGACCAGCGCAUGAAGAUUAUGGAUGAGGUGCUGUCGGGAAUCAAGACCAUCAAGCUGUACACCUGGGAGACCUCGUUCAUCCGCCGCAUUAAUGACGUGCGCGUGCGCCUUGAGUUGUCCAUUAUUCGUCGUUAUGGCGCCGCCCAGGCCACCUUCUCCUUUGUUGUCACGCUGAUUCCGUUUGCCGUGUCCUUCUCGACAUUUGGUCUGUACAGUCUGGCCGACAACAAGUCUCAUAGCCCUCUGACUCCGCAGCUGGUUUUUGUGUCGCUGACACUGUUCAACAUGCUGCGAACUGAACUUUCCCACGGCCCAUCUCUAAUUCCGGGUUUGCUCGAGGCUAUCGUGUCACACCGCCGCAUAUUUGACUUUUUGACCGCCGGCGAAAUCGACUUCGAGGCCGUCGACCACGGCCCUUACGACCGUGACGCGCCGGAUGCGUCCAGGGACAACGUGCUGGUCAGCGUCAAGGGCGGCACAUUCAGGUGGCUGUCUGCCGACGCGCAGCCGACGCUCAGAGAUAUCAUGAUUGAAUGCAAGCGCAGCGAGCUCGUCGCAGUGAUUGGCAGAGUUGGCUCGGGCAAGUCAUCGCUGGCAUCAGCGAUUCUCGGCGAGAUGGUUAAGAGCGCCGGUAGCGUGACUUUGUGUGGCAGCGUCGCUUAUGUGCCGCAGCAGCCAUGGAUCAUGGACGCGACCCUGCGCGAUAAUAUCUUGUUUGGCCACCGUUUCGAGCAAGAAUUCUACGACAAGGUCAUCAAUGCCUGCGCGCUGGGCCCCGAUCUCGAAAUGCUGCCGGGUGGCGACACAACCGAGAUCGGCGAAAAGGGCAUCAACCUGUCUGGCGGCCAAAAGGCACGAGUGUCGCUGGCGCGCGCUGUGUACUCGCGAGCGGACGUGUACAUUCUCGACGAUCCGCUGGCUGCUGUUGACGCACAUGUGGGCAAGCACAUAUUCACUCAUGUGCUGGGCCCGCAGGGCCUGCUCAAGACGCACGCGCGCAUACUGGUCACCAACGCGGUCCAGUAUCUGUCCAAUACCGAUCAGAUCGUCAUGCUCAGUGCUGGCGUCAUUGUCGACCGCGGGCCCUUUGCUCGCGUCAUUGCUAACCGGGGCGAAAUCUACGAGUUUGUGCACAAGUACAUCGAGGGCAAGGGCAGCUCGUCGUCCAGCAGCGGCGAGAGCGGCAACGCGUCGGACACAGAGUACUACGAGGACGAGGCCAUACAGAACGAGCAGGAUGGCAUGCCUGAGCCGCUGGGCGUCAGUAUUUUCCGCAAAUCAACCAAGCAGACGUUCGGCCGCGCCAGCAUCAGCACUAUCCACGAGGCUGUGGCCCGCCGCAGGGUGUGCGGCAAUGGUAGCAAUACCCCACAGGAUACGACAGCCGGUGCGCUGGUCACGGCCAACAACACUGGCCGCACGAUGACCACCGAGGUCAGCCGCCAGGGGAAGGUCGAGUGGGAUAUAUACUGCAUCUACGCCAAGGCCUGCGGCAUGCGCAAUGUGGCUAUGUUUGGAGUUGCCAUACUCUUGGGAUCAGCGAGCAACGUUUUGACCAACAUGUGGCUCAAGCAUUGGGCGUCGUCAAACACGGAAGGCAAAGACAGUGCAUUAAUUAGGCUUGGCACAGAUUCUGGGCACUCAGUGUUUUACUACCUGCUAAUCUAUGGCGCCUUGGGUUUUUUGGGAGCGCUGGUGAACCUAGUCCGGUCGCUGGUUCUGUGGACGCGCUGCUCAGUCAAAGCAUCGGAGAAUGUUCACAGACACAUGUUGCUUGGCGUCCUGCGCUCGCCUGUGUCAUUCUUUGACGUAACGCCGCUGGGACGCAUUAUUAACCGCUUUUCGUCAGAUUUGAGAGAAUGUGAUGAGGCAUUGCCGCGUGCAAUAUCAGAGUUGGUACACACGGUGGCAAAUGUGCUAUCGGCAAUUUUGGUCAUUUUGUUUACAAUGCCAUUCAUGCUGGUAAUCGUAAUACCACUGGCCUUUGCCUACCGCUAUCUACAGCAGCUCUACCUUUUCAGCAGCCGCGAGGUGCGCCGCCUUGACUCGACCACCCGUAGCCCCGUCAUUUCGCAUUUUCAAGACUCUGUUGGUGGCAUCUCAACCAUUCGCACUUACAGCCAGCAGUCGCGCUUCAUCGCUGAAAAUAAUAAUCACUUGGAGAUAAAUAUGCGCUCGUUAUACACAUAUUUUGCAAUUAACCGCUGGCUGUUUAUUCGUUUGGAGAUCCUAUGCAAUGUGGUAAUACUAGGAACAACGACGCUCGCCAUUGUGUCGCUCCAGUACUACGGAUAUGGCGAUGCCGGCCUUGUUGGGCUUUCAAUUAUGUAUGCGUUGGAUGUCACAAGCUCGCUAAAUUGGUCGGUCAGGAAUUACACUGAGAUUGAAAAUUCAAUGAUUCAGCUCGAGCGCGUGGUUGAGUAUGCAUGCUUGCCAUCUGAGGCGUCUGUGGUCAUUGAGGACAACUGCAUGGUCGAGUUCAAAAAUUAUUCGACCAGGUACCGCGAGGGACUCGACUUGGUUCUCCGCGACCUGUCUUUCUGCGUGCUGCCCAAGCAAAAGGUUGGCAUUGUGGGCCGCACAGGAGCCGGCAAAUCAUCGCUGACUCUGGCACUGUUCCGGAUUAUCGAAGCCGCCGGCGGCCAGAUUUUGAUUGACGGCGAGGACAUUGCCCAGUACGGUCUGUAUGACGUGCGUAGCAAACUGUCGAUUAUUCCGCAGGACCCUGUGCUGUUUGCCGGCACGGUUCGCGAGAACCUUGAUCCCUUUAACAGCUACUCGGACCAGGAGAUCUGGUGCGCACUCGAGCACGCGCACCUGGGCGACUUUAACUUUAGCGUCGGCCAGCGCCAGCUCAUUUGCCUUGGGCGUGCACUGCUCAAGCGUGCCAAUUUGCUUGUGCUCGACGAGGCCACGGCGGCAAUCGACAACUCAACUGAUUCAAUUAUCCAGGAAUCCAUUCGCAAGGAAUUCAAUGACUGCAUUGUGCUGACCAUUGCACACAGGCUCACCACAAUCAUAGACAGCGACAUGAUCUUGGUUAUUGAUGACGGCAAGCUCGCCGAGUACAACACGCCAGGAAACCUGCUGGCUGACAAGACUACAUACCUAAUCGAAGAGACACCAGACAAACCGGGCAACAAAACAGAGAUAGCAAACAUCGAUCUUAUCAAAUCAGUCAACUUUGCGCACUUGGUCCGGACUGUGUUUGUCAUAGCGACCAACGAGAUGUGUCUCGGAGACGAGUAUGUGGAUAAACAGAACGUGCUGCUUAGCGAUGAGUCGCUUAAUGGACUGGCACUAGAAAAUCCCUCGUUUGCUGAUUAUUUUGCGGCGACUAUGCCCAACAUGGACAGCAUUAGCUUUAACAUAAACCCCCGCAUGCCGUUCAAGUCGGCGCUCCCACAGAUAAAGCUCCUGAGACGCCAGCAACUGUCGAGUCACAGCACGCCAUUGUCAUCCUACCAGGCGAUAGAUUCCAUAGAGCAAAGCAACUCGACACUCAACGCGUUUGUCAGCUACCGGACAAAAGAUGAUAUUUCCAAAAGUGAGCCCCAGAACGGGCCGCUGAAGGGCUGGCCGGUAGGAAUCAAGGCCAAUAUAGCCAUGACAACAGCUUCAACAACGUGCGCAUCGAAAGUGCUCGAAGGAUACACAUCCCCAUUCAAGGCAACUGCAGUUGAGGCACUGGAGAAGGCAGGGGCAGUCAUUGUCGGAAAGACCAACAUGGAUGAGUUUGGGAUGGGAUCGAAGAAUCUAUACAGCAAAUACGGGCCCGCUCGCAACCCGUUCCGGCCAGAUGAUACGGUGGGCACUGAAAACUACGAUUACUCGCCUGGAGGAAGUAGUGGUGGUAGUGGGGCAGCUGUUGCCGCUGGUAUGUGCCGAGUGGCUCUUGGAUCGGACACGGGCGGAUCAGUGCGCUUGCCAGGAGCAUGGUGCGGAAUAGUCGGGUACAAGCCCACGUAUGGCCGCAUAUCGCGCUACGGCCUUGUUCCAUAUGGAAGCUCUCUGGACACCGUGGGCAUCAUGGCCCGCACCGUAGAGGAUGUGCUUACCACUUUUAAGGCCAUUUGCAUCCCCGAUCAUCGCGAUAUGACUUGCAUGUCGGAAUCCCUGCGCAAGCGAAUCAGCGAUAUGGCGAAAUCACGGCCCUGGGUUAAUAAGCUUUACGAACUCAGUCCUGGUCAGUCUCUCGAGAUCAAGCAGCCGUUGAAGGGCAUGCGCAUUGGUAUUCCGCGCGAAUGCUGGGUGGAGGAGCUUUCGGAGCCAGCACUCGAGUCGUGGAAGGCUGGCGCUCGUAGAUUGGCCGAUCUCGGGUGCGAAAUAGUCGCAGUUUCUUUGCCGCAUCUCCCUUACUCGCUGCCUACGUACUACACUAUAGCUUUGGCCGAGGCGUCUUCGAACUUGGCGCGCUACGACGGAAUCCGCUACGGUCGGCGGUCGAGCGAGAAGCCAGAUGAUUUACACAACUGCAAUGCGUCAAACAAGUAUGCAAACACGAGAAGCGAAGGGUUUGGCAUUGAAGUCCAGCGCCGUAUUCUGCUGGGCACUUACGUGUUGAGCGCACAAACAUGCGAGCAGUACUACAUUCCUUCACAAAAGAUUCGCCGCUUGAUCCAGCAGGAUUUUGAUUCGGUGUUUGCGCUUCCCAAUGCUUUGCACGCAGAGUCUGCAUCGGCAAAGAGCAGACUGCUGACUAAUCGCCCGGCUGGUGUUGAUGCGCUGCUGUUUCCAACUUCAACAAACACUGCAAGGCUUCUGGAGAGCAAGGAGAAGAACCAAGCUGCCGGUUAUGUCAACGAUGUGAUGACAGUGCCGGCCAACUUGGCUGGAAUUCCCGCAAUUUCAGUCCCUGCUGGCGAAAAGAAUGGCAUGCCACUUGGGCUUCAACUGUCGGCGCAAUACGGUGAUGACGAGCUGCUUCUGUGGAUAGCAAGCCAUCUUCAGCAGUAA